Gadus chalcogrammus (walleye pollock) is the source of this 3078-nucleotide messenger RNA. RefSeq names its product nascent polypeptide-associated complex subunit alpha, muscle-specific form-like. The coding region runs from base 1 to 3078 and encodes 1025 amino acids. The record is from RefSeq and is a predicted model, not a curated record. NCBI's taxonomy places the organism in Eukaryota, Metazoa, Chordata, Actinopteri, Gadiformes, Gadidae. The transcript is spliced from 9 exons.
AUGAACCCCCCCUCAGGCGGCGCGGCAGACGCGCCGCGCCAGGCGGAAAGCAGCGCGCGCCCCAAGAAGCAACGUGCGACAUCGCCGGCCGGCGGCAAGGAAGGCGCGGCGUCCAAAGGUGCCGCUGCGCAGAAGGGCGUCAAGACGUCGAAACAAGGCGGAGGAAGCGGAAGGAGCAGUCGUGGUCAUUCCCCGGUGUCCACGACUACGGGCAGGGAGCGGCAGACCUGCACGAAAGGCGCAGCUGCUGUCCAGGCGGCAAGCGGUACGGAAAGUCCGCCGCCGGGCCCGGGCGGCAGGGCGUCGGCGGAACGCGGCAGCCAUGCGCCUGACGACGCGUCGUCGCCCUCCUCCCGGUCAGAGCAGAACCGCGUAGUGUCGGACCAGCCCUGCGCCUCCAAAUCCCCCAAGCUGCGCAGCAAACAGCCGAGAGGAGGGGAGGCGAAGAAGAGCUCCAAGAGUGCCGUAGGGUGCGGACCGGGCUUCUGGAAGGAAGGCUGUCUGCAGUCCGAGCUGAUCCAGUUCCACCUGAACAAGAGCCUUGGGAAGAAAGGCACGAAGAUGAAGCAGGUAUCCCCCCCGACGUCAGAGCCGGAGCUAUCCCCCGAGGAGGAGCCCCCUCCGCACCCUCAGCCCGAUGAGAGGCUGCAGGAGGAGAUAGAGAAGCUGGAGGAUGAGAACGAGGAUCUCAAGAACGAGAUGGAGGAGAUGCGGGCGGAGAUGGACGAGAUCCGGGACACCUUCUACGAGGAGGACGCGUGCCAGCUGCAGGACAUGCGGCGCGAGCUGGAGCGCGCCAACAAGAACUGCCGCAUCCUGCAGUACCGCCUCCGCAAGGCCGAGAGGAAGAGGCUGAGGUUCGCCGAGACGGGCGAGGUGGACGGAGAGCUGCUCCGGAGCAUGGAGCAGGACCUCAAGGUGGCCAAGGACGUGUCCGUGCGGCUGCACCACGAGCUGGAGAACGUGGAGGAGAAGCGGAUGAAGACGGAGGAGGAGAACGAGAGGUUGAGGCAGAAGCUCAUCCAGGUGGAGAUCACCAAGCAGGCCCUGCACAACGAGCUGGAGAAGUCCAAGGAGGAGCUUUGCAGCUACCAGGAGGAGAUCAGGAGGAAGGCGGAGAAGCACGAUAAGAGGCCCGGCCCAGAACCCUGCGUCGAGGUCCAGAAGAAGCCCCCCGAGCGGCCCGGUACCACGGGCUCCGUCCUGGCUGCGCGGCCUCUCUGCGACUUCACCCAGAUCUACCAGGACCUGCGCGCCCUGGAGCGGGAAGACUGGACCGCCCCGGCCGCCGUCGACCCCUGGCCCACCAUCAGAGAGGGAACUCCCGCUCUGACCCCCGGCCGCGACCCUCCAGAGGCCGACGCCCCCCCGCCCGCCGUGCCCCCGCGCUCCACCUCCUGGGGCGUGAGCAGCCCCACCCACCCCGAGACGGAGCUCCGCCUCCCGGAGACCCCCACGGCCGCCGCCGCCGCCGCCAGGAGGUGCCACAGCCCGUGCGCCUCGCUGGGCCGGCCGUGCAACAGCCCCUCCAUCGUGCGCAAGUUCGAGGCCAUGCUGCAGGAGAACGAGGGCAAGACGCUGGCGGGGUGCCCCGCCUCCGCCGCCAACGCCGCCGGGGGCGGGGCCUGCCUCGCGCCCGCCAACCCCAACUGCAACCUGGGCUGCUGCCACAACCGCUGGUCCUCCCGCGAGAGGCUGGCCCGGGGGGCCCCGUGCAAGAGCCCGACCGAGGGGAGCGUGGGGACGGCCCUGAGGGAGAGGAGCCCCCAACGCGCUGGGAAGGACCCCCCGCCAGAGGCGCCGGUGGAGACCCCCCCCAAGCUGCCGCAGAGCCCCCGGAGGAACGUGCUGCUGGAGCAGAAGACGGCCGAGUUCAACCGCACCCUGUUCCAGGCCGAGAUGGGCCGGGGGGUCCCCCCGGAGAGGGACGACGACUCCCCCCCCCCUGCCGGUUCCUCGGUGGGGGGUCACGACGCGAGGAGCGCCGGGGGAGCGGGGGAGGGGGUCCGGUUACACCCGGAGAGGAGUCCGAACCCGGGACCCCGGAGCGUGGGGGUCCCCUGUGACGGAGCCAGCGCUGUUCCCAAAGCGCCCCCCGCGGUGCCCCCCGCCCCCGCCGGCGACCCCCCCCCUUCCCAGAACCCCCAGGUCCGGCUGAGGAAGACCAGCAGGGACUCAGCUCGGGGUCAGGAGGUCACCGUGGCGACCACCCGCACCAAAGCCCCCGGCCCCGACGACGACACGCGCCGGCCGCGGCGGGACUGUGCGGACCCCGUCUCCGGGGGCCCUUCCGGGACGCGCUCCCCCAGGCAGAGGCUCCGCCCGGCCCGGGCCGGGAAGACCCCGCGGACCACGCCGGAACCGGACCCCCGAGGGAAGCAGCAGGGGGUCGCCCCCUCUUCCACCGUCCCCCCGCCAGACGCCCGACGGCCCGGCGGGGGCGGGGUCAUGAGCGACCACCCCUGGAAGCCCCUCACGCUGGCGGCGUACCCCCGGCCCGAGGGCUCGCGCUCCAACUACGGCGCGGUGGAGCGCAUCCUGAAGAGCUACGGGGAGAGGGCGGCGUGGGCCAGCCAGGGAGGAGGAGGAGGAGGAGGAGGAGACGGACGAGGAGGAGGAGGAGGAGCUGGAUCACGUGCACUACUCGCACGCCUCCCACACACACACCUCCUUCUCCAAGGUCAGCCACAGCUCCGCCGGUGGGAGGGCGAUCCAGCUGAACAUUCAGGAGCAAGAAGACUACCGGUGGGACGAGUAGCACCAAAUGACGGCGUCUCUCCGGCAGGCUCCACCCCCUCACCGGCAGGCUCCACCCCCUCGCCACGCCCCGCCCGGAGGAACUUCUCCCGCCCGGCCUGCCCCGCCCACCGCCGCCUGCCCUCCCGCUGGGCCAGCCGCUCCCUCUCCUCCUCCUCCUCCUCCUCCUCUUCUUCCUCCGCCUUCUCCUCCUCCUCCCCCUCUUUCGCCCCCGUGGCUCCGCCUUCCACCCCCCUCCCCCUCCCUCAACCUCUCCACAAGCGCCACCCCCCCUCCUUUGUCUUCUCACACGCCUUCCACACGGAGGCCCUCAUCAUCUGA